AUGUACGUUGAGGGAUACGACACUUCGCUUUCUGGCCUUAGUCUCGUUUUGUCUAUGAGAAAACAUUUCAAAUCAUGUGGAGAGCUGUUGCAUGUUUAUAUUCCCGGAUACAUGAAACUCAGAAUUCUCAACAGAUUUGCCUUGAUUUAUCUUCGGGGAGAAGGUGCAGAGGAGAAGGCGUUGAAACUUAGCGGAAGUUGCAUGGGAGGACACACGUUAGUCGUGGAGCCUUACCCGUUUCAUGCCACACACCUUGACCAUAAGUUUGCUCCUACGAGAUACUUUGACAAUUUCAAAUAUAUCAGGAUGUAUUUUGAAGGAUAUAACACUUCGCUUCCCUUGGAUUAUGUCGAGAGCAUGCUGUAUCAAGAACUCGCUAAAUGUGGACGUGUCUUGAAUAUAGACGUUGACCAAGACGUAGAAAACGAAGCUCUUCUCGAAAGAGUCGCCCUCGUUGCUGCCGAGGGAAUAGACAUGGUAGAGAGGUUGCUGCAAAUAUGUGGUAGUGAUGUGAAAGGAUUGGAGAAUAUUAAAAGUAGUGGUGUUCUUACUCCAGAAUCAGACGAAGCUAGCACCGGCAAUUUGUCACCGUGGCAUUUUGAUUCUACUCCUUCCAGGACUACUUCGGUAAUGGCUGCUAGAGCUCCUGAGGAUCCAUAUCUCCCUAAGCCGCCAUAUUUGGGUAGCUUUCUCCCUUAUCCAUGGAAUGCUCGUGUGGAUAGUGGGACUGGUUAA
This is a messenger RNA of Microthlaspi erraticum, 735 nucleotides long. The record is from the annotation of a GenBank genome assembly. NCBI's taxonomy places the organism in Eukaryota, Viridiplantae, Streptophyta, Magnoliopsida, Brassicales, Brassicaceae.